This is a messenger RNA of Sceloporus undulatus (fence lizard), 1051 nucleotides long. RefSeq names its product collagen triple helix repeat containing 1 (gene CTHRC1). The transcript has 5 exons. The record is from RefSeq and is a predicted model, not a curated record. NCBI's taxonomy places the organism in Eukaryota, Metazoa, Chordata, Lepidosauria, Squamata, Phrynosomatidae. Bases 101 to 817 code for a protein of 238 amino acids.
AGGCUGACAUUCCUGGGCAUCCCCUGGGGCUGAAAGGCUGCCUGCUCUUGGAAAGAGGAGCCUCUGACCCACUCCUCCCUCCUUCCAUCCUUCUCCAGCCAUGAAGCCCUGCUCUUCUCCUCCUCCUCCUUCUCUUCUGCUCAUCCUGCUCCUGGGGGCUGCCCCACUGCUGGGGACUUCGGAUACCUCCAAGGGGAAGCCCAAGGCCCUCCGUCAGAGGGAGGUGGUGGACCUGUACAAUGGAAUGUGCAUGCAAGGACCUAUUGGUGUUCCUGGAAGGGAUGGAAACCCAGGAGUCAAUGGAAUCCCUGGAACACCUGGGAUCCCUGGCCGUGAUGGGCUCAAAGGAGAAAAAGGAGAAUGUAUGCGAGAAAGCUUUGAGGAGUCUUGGACGCCAAACUAUAAACAGUGCUCAUGGAGUGCUCUGAACUAUGGCAUAGACCUUGGAAAAAUUGCAGAAUGCACAUUUACAAAGAUGCGUACCAACAGUGCUUUGAGAGUCCUCUUCAGUGGAUCACUUCGACUCAAAUGCAAAAAUGCCUGUUGUCAACGCUGGUAUUUUACAUUUAAUGGGGCUGAAUGUGCUGGACCACUUCCUAUUGAAGCUAUAAUUUAUUUAGAUCAAGGAAGCCCAGAAAUGAAUUCUACUAUUAACAUACACCGUACCUCUUCAGUGGAAGGAUUAUGUGAAGGAAUCAGUGCUGGUCUGGUGGACAUUGCUGUUUGGGUUGGUACCUGCUCAGAUUAUCCAAGAGGAGAUGCUUCAACUGGAUGGAACUCAGUCUCUCGUAUUAUUAUAGAAGAAUUGCCUAAAUAGAGCUUUUUUAGUUGUUCAUCUUUGCUACAACUCCACUUAAAAACAGUAAUAUACAAUUCUCGAUUUCUCAACAACAACUAAUUCUGAAAUGCAGAUAUAUACUCUUGGCAAAAAAGCCACUGAAAGUCCAUUCAGAGGGCUAUGAUGAUCUCUGGAGGCCAGUGCCCUAUGUUUUAAUGCUGUAUGUUUUUAAUUUUAUUAUUUUUUUAAUUGGUAAGAUGCUUUGUGUUCUAA